AAUGAGUUGGGUGAAUCUACUGUAGCUCCAAUCAGAUGUGGUCCAUUCUCACAUGUAGUGCAUUUUAAUAUAUGGUAUGGAUUUGCUACAACUUUGAUACCAACAGGUUUUUACCAUUUGAGCACAUUUGCUAAGCCUACAACUUUUAUCCAACCAGAGCAGUAAAAAAACAUUGACAUACAUUCCACCAAGAGUAGAGAAGUUAUCAGUUACAAAUAUAGCAUACUUUUACAUGUUGGCAAAGUCGAAAUCAAAUGUUAAACCUAUCUCUGUAAUAGUUAAAAAAGAAAAAAAAAACUAGGUCAGGUGAAAAAUUGAAAAAAGAAGUACAAAAUAUUUAGAUAUAUUCCAACUGCAUCUACCUUUUCCUACAGUAGGACCGUUGCAUGAUUACAAAGCUUGUAAUAAAAUAAUAAAGAGACCACUGUUCCUUUAAGAGUGAUCAGGAGCGAUUCCAUGUUUAGGUUUUGAUAAUGGGCGUGGCGUGUGGCGCAGUAAAUUUCAGGAUAAAAGAGUGAAAAGAAAAAAAAAAAGCCCCGAUCAAGAGUGUAUUUGUGUGAAUAACUCAUAACAGCAUGUCCUCCGGAGAAUGGAAGAAAAGGUGCGAGGAUGAGUGGGGUCUGGAGGGCGCGCCGAUGCCCGACAGCGUGGACUGGAGAUCUGUGUAUGAAGCCAAACCUUUCAACAGAAACUUACUGAAGAAUCCAUCUCCCUACGUGGUUCGUCAUGACAGCGGGACAGGUGAAGGGGGCCUGUCUGAAGUGCCUGCUCGCCGGGGCCUCUGUAUUCCUGGAUUUAUUGAAGGAGAUUUCAGUGACUGGACCACAAGCACAGAGGAUAUUCCUUCUGACUUGAGUGGAAUCCCCAAAGGAGCUGUAGUCUGUGCUGUGCCUAAAUAUAGCUGGUAUACUAUGGAGCAGACUGUGGACUUGAAGGCUGAAGGUCUGUGGGAGGAACUACUUGAUGAAUUCCAACCUGAGAUUUUUAUCCAAGAGUGGUAUGAGGAAAGUUGUCUUCAUGAGUUCAUAUAUCAGCUCCAUGUGAGGUUACUCGGAGCAGACAAAACUAGUGUCAUUGCUGAGCACACAUACAACCCCACUGAGGAGCGCGGUGUUUACUCUCGCAAUCACAAAUGGAAGGAAGUGUCGCACGUGUUCUCCGGGUAUGGUCCUGGAGUGAGACAAGUUCAUUUUUUGCACAGACUGAAGAACCAGUUUCUGAAUGGAUUUUACACCACAGCAUCCAGUGGCAGCUCAGUUAUUGUGAGACCAGUUAAAUCUCAUUGAAAGGUAUCAACUGUAUUAAAGUCUGGAAGGUACAAAAGUUACACAUCCCAUACCAAAGACUAUAAAUCUGUUAAAACUACCUACUAAACCAGCUUUGUGUUUACACCAGGAUUUUGACUUUAAAAAAAUAUUUUAUAUGCUGUAUUAAAAAAAAAACAUGUCCUGCAUUAUUUCAGGUAAUAGCAAUUUACAAAUUAUAGACUUUUCUUGCUCAACAUUGCAUGAACUGUAACUACUCAGACUUGCACUAUUAAAAUAUA
Molecule: messenger RNA, 1546 nt
Organism: Boleophthalmus pectinirostris (great blue-spotted mudskipper)
Lineage: Eukaryota; Metazoa; Chordata; Actinopteri; Gobiiformes; Gobiidae
Product: F-box only protein 50-like
Exons: 6
Coding region: 576-1286 (236 amino acids)
Biological process (GO): glycoprotein catabolic process; SCF-dependent proteasomal ubiquitin-dependent protein catabolic process
Cellular component (GO): cytoplasm; SCF ubiquitin ligase complex
Molecular function (GO): ubiquitin protein ligase activity
Source: RefSeq, a predicted model, not a curated record